Messenger RNA from Ichthyophthirius multifiliis, 2484 nucleotides. Its product is annotated as ser thr protein phosphatase family protein, putative. The record is from RefSeq and is a predicted model, not a curated record. NCBI's taxonomy places the organism in Eukaryota, Ciliophora, Oligohymenophorea, Hymenostomatida. Gene Ontology annotation, molecular function: hydrolase activity; protein binding. The transcript is spliced from 3 exons.
AUGUCCGGAGAAAUUCCACAACCUCGUUUUGGACACACAACAACAUAAAUAAACCGUACAACAGUAAUAUUAUUUGGCGGUGCAACUGGAGAUACAGGCAAAUAUAGUAUUACAGGCGAUUUAUUUUCAUGUGACAUAACCAUCCGAUAUUGGAAGCGUUUAAAUCCUUCAGGAGUUCCUCCCUCUAACCGUGCUGCUCAUUGUUCUGCAUCAAUUGAUAAUAACAAUAAAUUAGUUAUUUUUGGUGGAGCAGUUGGAGGUGGUGGAUUAGCAGAUGAUAAUUUAUAUGUUUUGGAUUUAGCAUAAGGGGAUAAUAAAACUACUUGGAUAAAUAUUCCAAUUGUAGGAACUACACCAGGUCGUAGAUAUGGUCAUACGAUGAUUUUUGUAAAACCUUUUUUGGUUGUUUAUGGAGGAAAUACAGGUUCGGAGGCUGUAAAUGAUGUAUGGGCGUUAAAUUUAGAAAAAUCGCCAUAUAGUUGGUUUAAAUUGGAAUGUAAUGGGGAAUUUCCGGUUGUUAGAGUAUAUCAUUCAGCUGCUUUAUGCUCUUCAGGCGCCGCAAACGGUAUGAUGGUAAUUUUCGGAGGAAGGACUUCCGACUAAUCUGCUCUUAAUGAUAGUUGGGGUCUCCGAAGACACCGAGAUGGCAGAUGGGAUUGGGUAAAAGCUCCAUACAAAGUCAAUUCAGAGCUCCCUAUUCAUCGAUACUAGCACAACACAAUUUUUUAAGGAGCUCUAAUGUUAGUAAUAGGAGGAAGAAGUAACCAAAUAAACGAUAAUAUUCCUUUAGAAAUAUACGAUACAGAAACUAGUGAUUGGUAUAAAUUUGCGGCUGUAAUGAGAUUUAGACAUUCAGUUUGGAUUGUUUAAAAUAUGCUUUAUAUACAUGGAGGUUUCGAUUCUGAAUAGCCAAAUGUACCUACAGAUUCUAUAUUAAGACUUGAUUUAAUGAAAUUAGUUUAAAUUUAUCCGAAUUUAAGUAAAUAAAUUGCAAAAUAUAGUAGUGUAGAUUUAGGUUAAUAUUAGUAGAAAAAUAUUGGUUAAUAAGGAUUUUAAUAAUAAUAAUAAUUUAGAUAAGAAAAAAUGGAUACUGAACAGGAGUUUGAUGGAUUUUAGGGGAAUACUUAAUUAUAAUCGAAAAUUAAUAAUAUUGGGUAAUAGUAGAAGGUUAUUAGAUUAGCUUAAGAGGCGAUUGUGGCGACUUGUUAUGAUCCAAAUGACCCGAACGGUUAAUAAGAUUCUAAUUCUAUCAAAAAAAUCUAAAUUUAGAAACUAUAAAAAUAAGGAAUUAAAUUAUCUACUAAUGUUAGAUAUAAUUAAGAUAAUUAAGAUAUAGCAAGUAAAAAGCUAUAUUAUGAAUCAAUUUAUUAGAUUUUUUUGGAAUAACUUUUACAUCCUGAUUAAUACGAAAAUGCAACAUAAUAAGAUUAUUUAAGUUAUAUCAAAAAAGAAUAAAUUAUUAAGUUAUGUGAUGAAGUUUAAAAAGUUUUUGAAAAAGAACCUAUGGUGUUAAAAAUAAGAGCCCCAAUGAAAAUAUUUGGAAGUUUAAAUGGUUAAUUUUAAGAUUUGAUGCGUUUUUUUAACCAUUUUGAUUCUCCUUGUAAUUACCAAUUAUUUGAUGAAGAUAUAGAUAUUAAUGAUUAUUUAUUUAUGGGAAAUUAUUUAGGAAGAGGUACUAUGUAAGUCGAAACAAUUUUACUUUUAUUUUCUUUAAAAUUGAAAUAUUUUGAUUAAAUACAUAUGAUUAGAGGAAAUAUGGAAGAUAAAAAAAUUUCUAAAGCUUUUGGAUUCGCUGACGAAUGCCAAAUGAAGUUCAUGGAAGAUGUAAAUGAUCCAUAUUCUGUUUUUUAGAGAAUAAAUCGUGUUUUCGAAUAUAUGCCCCUUGCGGCAGUUUUGGAAGAUACUGCUUUGUGUGUACAUAGUGGAAUAGGAAGUACUUUAAGGACUAUAGAUGAAAUAGAAUUAAUUCCAAGGCCUUUGGAAGUUAUAUAAGACCCAAAAACUUAUUAACAUAAAAUCGCUUUAGAAAUUUUAUGGAGUGAUCCAUGUUUAAGUGAAUCUGAUUAAGAAAAUAAAUCACAUGAUAUUUUUGGAUUGAAAAAUGUGCUUAAGUUUGGUUAAAAAAGAGUUUAAAAGUUUAUGACUGAUAAUAAUAUUAGCAUUAUUAUUAGAACUAAUGAGCCUGUAAUGAAAGGUUUUGAGAGAUUAAAUAAUAAUAUUAUUACUAUUUUUUCAAAUACUAAUUAUGCUGGAAGGUAUUAAAAUAAUGCUUCAAUACUAUGCGUGGGGAAAACUAUGAAAAUAUAACCAAAAUCUAUUUAGUCGAAUAUUAAUUUCAAUAGUAAGUAUUCAUGGCAUGAUUUGGAGUAGUUACUUGAAAGUAGAAAACAAAGUAAAUAUACAUGUGGCUUGGUGGAUUAGGAAGAAAUUAUUUUGAGGAAAAAAUAAGCAACUCCGCCAAGGGAUUUAAAUGAAAUAGGAUGA